This is a messenger RNA of Angiostrongylus costaricensis, 1077 nucleotides long. Lineage: Eukaryota; Metazoa; Nematoda; Chromadorea; Rhabditida; Metastrongylidae. The record is from the annotation of a GenBank genome assembly.
AUGCAUCGUCUGGAAUGCAGUUCCAGUGGUUGCUCAAAGAAUGCAGUCGUAAGGAGAGCGGCUGAUGAGACGGCUCUUUGCGCUCCUUGCUUUACGGAACGUUUCGAACAGGAUGUUCAUAAUACUAUCGUUUCUACGAAUUUAUUUAAACGUGGAGAGCGCGUUGCAAUUGGAGCAUCUGGUGGGAAGGAUUCUACCGUAUUGGCUUAUGUGAUGAAGGCACUUAAUGAGCGGUAUGAUUAUGGACUAGAUUUAAUACUGUUGUCAAUUGAUGAAGGAAUCAAGGGUUAUCGUGACGACUCUCUCAAGGCUGUUGAGCGAAAUCAUGUGGACUAUUGCAUGCCAUUGACAAUUCUUACUUACAAGGAUCUCUAUGGUUGGACUAUGGACGAGAUAGUUGCCAAAAUUGGGAAGAAAAAUAACUGUACAUUUUGCGGCGUAUUCCGACGGCAAGCUCUGGAUCGAGGUGCGUAUAAAUUAGGUGCGACCAAAUUAUUAACUGGCCAUAACGCGGAUGAUAUGGCGGAGACCGUGUUGAUGAAUGUCCUCCGAGGUGAUGUUCCUAGACUUCAGCGGUGUACCAGUAUCAUUACCGGGGAAGAAGGCGAACUUCCACGCGCCAAACCACUAAAGGCUAACCACGCAGAGUACUGCUUCGAAAAGGAUAUAGUUAUGUACGCUCGCCUGAACAAAUUGGACUAUUUCUACACUGAGUGUAAAUAUGCGCCUGACUCCUACCGCGCGUACUCAAGGACAUAUGUAAAGGAGCUAGAGCGCAUACGGCCACAGACGAUCUUGGCAUUAAUUGAGUCGGGUGAAAACAUUAUUGUGAGAAAAGAAGUGGUUAUGCCAAAACUCACUAACUGUACAAGGUGUGGUUACAUUAGUAGUAAAUCACUUUGCAAAGCGUGUUUGCUUUUGGAAGGUUUAAACACCGACUGUGCUGGUUUGGGAAUCAAACGAAAGCCUAAAAAAGUUGCUGUUGUUGAUGACGAACAAGCGCAAAGUGCUGAAAAGGCUCAAGGUUGCGGCACUGCUUCCUGCGAUUGCGGUCAGAAUCCAGGAACUUCAUUUUAA